AUGACUGCAGCGCUAAGAAAUGAACUGUACAAAAAUGUAAUUGUGGAUUUGGACAAUUUUUGGACGGAGCUUUUCCUGGGUAAAGAUUGGUCCAAUCAAACAUGGAAUAUUUGGCAAAGCUAUGAAGCAUAUGAAUUAAAAGAAAUAAAGAUCCGGCAAGAAGAUGAGAUCAUGAGACGGAAAAUGGAUGCACUUAAAAUCCAGAAAGAAGCUGAGACGGAGUCACAAAGAGAAACCAUGAACGAUAAGCAGAGGACAAAAAAAGAGGACGAGGAAUCGGCAAACUUGGCAGAAAACGAAUCGCUCGAAAGUUUUCAAAACAUCGGGAAUACAAAUAACAAUGAUAGCCAGAACCAAAUCAACCCGACAGUGGCCGAACCUGUGGUAAUCCAGAAAAUAGUCUAUACUAACAAGAUUCUGACUGAAGACAUGACUGAAGAUGAAAUGUGGGAUUGGCUAGGUUUUUUUCGUAAGAAUUUUUUGAAUCAGCUCACAGAUCAAUUCAACACAUCAUCAGAAAAGUUUCCGUCAAUCAUCAAAGAAGCAGAGGGCUCCCAGUUGCGCUGCAAUUAUUUUCGCUCCUCAGACGAAUGUCGGAUGAGGGGUACUGACCACGGUUACCAGGUUGACUUCCUCACAAAGAGAAUCAGGUCUUCUAAUGCUCAUAGACAUAUGUGGCACAGUGACGACAUCGGGAGUAAUUAUCGGGCAAAGAAAUUCAGUAUUUGGGACUUUCAACUAAGAAUUCUCGAUAACUUCUCCGCCAACUUCUUAGGCUUGAAGGCUUUAGCAUCUGAACUCCGAGAAAUACUUUUUGGGGAAAACGGCAAAGAGUACGGUACCCCUGAUGAGCAUGAACCGGAAUAUGAGAAGAUUAUUAAGGCAUUCAACAAUACCAUUGAAGAUCUAAGAGGUAAGAUCCAUCCAUAA
Blumeria graminis f. sp. triticale is the source of this 930-nucleotide messenger RNA. Lineage: Eukaryota; Fungi; Ascomycota; Leotiomycetes; Helotiales; Erysiphaceae. The record is from the annotation of a GenBank genome assembly.